Molecule: messenger RNA, 1203 nt
Organism: Saitoella complicata NRRL Y-17804
Lineage: Eukaryota; Fungi; Ascomycota; Saitoellomycetes; Saitoellales; Saitoellaceae
Product: alcohol dehydrogenase
Exons: 2
Coding region: 110-1177 (355 amino acids)
Molecular function (GO): oxidoreductase activity; zinc ion binding
Source: RefSeq, a predicted model, not a curated record
GGGGUUGUCAAGUGCUCUCCACCAGUGCCGUGAGCGGAUAAUUGGAUCCGCCAAGUCUUUAUAAACCCGACCAACUGCUGGACAUAGUCAGAUCAAACAAUAUACGCAAAUGUCGUCCGGUACCAUGAAGGCUGUCAUAUUCAAGGGGGUCGGCAAGGUCGCGGUUGAGGAUCGCCCAAUCCCUACGAUCCAGGACCCCAAGGAUAUCAUCGUCAAGGUUAGCAUGACUGCGCUUUGCGGUAGUGAGUUGCAUGUCUACCGCGGUCACCAGAAGUCAGCUACAGAUUUCAUCAUGGGUCACGAGUUCACCGGAGUUGUACAUGAGCUCGGAGACGACGUGAAGACAGUAAAGAAAGGUGACCUUGUUGUCACACCUUUCACGGUGAGUUGCGGGGAAUGUUUUUACUGCAAGCGCGGUUUCACGUCUCGCUGCGAGAAGAGUCUUCUCUUUGGGACACCUACUCUUGACGGUGGUCAAGCCGAAUACGUCCGCAUCCCUUUGGCCGAUGCCUCAGUAAUCAAAGCACCCGAGGAUGUUGACCCAACCGUUCUAAACCUCAUGGCCGAUAUCUUUCCAACCGGUUAUUUCGCGGCGAGUAGAGUCCUCAAAGACCUGCCUGAGGAGGAACGCAAAACUUCCGUCAACGUUGUUAUCGGCUGCGGUCCCGUGGGAAUCUGUGCGAUUAUCGCAGCUCGCGAAAUGGUCGAGACUAUUUACGCCAUUGAUUCGGUACCCGAACGACUCGCUGAGGCUAAAGCGCAUGGAGCUAUACCCAUCAAUUUGAAUGACAACCCUAAAGAUGUGAUCUUGAAAGCCACAAAUGGGCGCGGUGCCGAUAACGUCCUUGAAAUUGUUGGUCACGCAGACGCUCUUCAACUUGGGUUCGAUUUGUUGAGGCCUUGGGGCCGCAUCUCCUCCGUGGGAGUCCACAAUGAGAAUAUUCCCUUUACCGGAAACCAAGCGUACGGCAAAAACUUGACUAUUUCCUUCGGGAGAUGUCCAGUAAGAGCGAUUUUCGAAGAAUCACUUCAAGUCCUUCGCCGUAAUUCCAAGGCUUUGUCGACCUUCGUUGACACAGUUAUGCCAUUAUCCAAGGCUGUAGAGGGUUACGAACAAUUUGACCAGCGGAAGGUGCGCAAGGUUGUAUUUUAUCCAGACACCACUUCGGCGGAGUGAGCGAUUUUUUAUUUAUACCUGAAUAU